CUAAGUUUUCAUUUUAUAUUUUUGGAAUUUGUAAAAAUAAUUUUCGUUUUUCUUAAGUUUUUGAAAAAUUUAAAAAUGAUUGCUUUUCGUAGAUUUUAUAGUAGCAAUUCGGCGGUGACCCCUAGUGGCCCAUCCAGUGAAACUGGUGGUGCAUUACCAAUAGAUUUGGAAGGAAGACAUAGAUUUGUAAGACAACGACUUACUAAUAUGACAGAUGAAGAAAGAGCUUUCCGUAGAAAAUUCUUACACGACCAACACUUGUCUCAUGAUGAACCGGUUGCUGUCCCAGAAAUGUACCAAGAAUUGUAUAAUCCAAUUAGACGUGCAUUCAGAGCACCCAUGAAUGUAUUUCAAGAAUUUUUGGCCCCAAAAAUUGGCGAAAGAACUGCUUUCAAUGUACGGUUUUUAACAGGCAAAGCAUUGAUGGGACUCGCUAUUGUUUAUGCUGGUACAUACUACGUUCUUUACAACACAAAGACUUGGGAGAGAAAAUCAGGAUGGAGAAUACAUGAAUCUCGUUCUCAGUGUGUGCCAGGAGAUCCAGAUUUUCCAAGAGUUUCAGACCGCACUCUACCCAAACAUUACGCAGAUAGAGGAUUCAGCAGUUCUCCAAUAUAAUGAAGCAAGAACUUAARUUGUUUUUUAUUAUUUUGUUGCUUGCUAAUUAUUUAAUUGAGAUUAAAUGUAGAAAAAAUAUAUUAAUAAAAUCUUU
Messenger RNA from Diuraphis noxia (Russian wheat aphid), 712 nucleotides. RefSeq names its product NADH dehydrogenase (ubiquinone) B17 subunit (gene ND-B17). The record is from RefSeq and is a predicted model, not a curated record. Gene Ontology annotation, biological process: mitochondrial electron transport, NADH to ubiquinone. Lineage: Eukaryota; Metazoa; Arthropoda; Insecta; Hemiptera; Aphididae.